Cuscuta campestris is the source of this 986-nucleotide messenger RNA. NCBI's taxonomy places the organism in Eukaryota, Viridiplantae, Streptophyta, Magnoliopsida, Solanales, Convolvulaceae. The record is from the annotation of a GenBank genome assembly.
CCUUCCGUUUCAUCACCUUCCUUGUUCUUCUCUCUGCGCGUCGGACCGGAGUUUGAGUUUCGCCGGGGUUGUCGCCGGAGUUCUACAAGGAUCAGCCGGAGUUUAAUUUGUCAAUUGAGGUGAGUGAUUUGUCUCUCGUUAGAAUUAAUUCGUAAGUUAGGAUUCGUUAAUAUAUUAUAUCCAAUUGAUGUUGAAUUUGUGAGUUGGAUUGUUGAAUAUCUUGAUUAAUUGGAAUUGAUGGUAUAUUUGGAAUGGGGUUUGGGUUGGAUAAUGGCUAUUUGCCUUUUUCGAACUUUUCUCUGCUAUGUACUGUUCCGUCGCUCUCUCUGUACCUCCUCUGUUCUUCUCUGUUUAUUCCUCUCUCUGCUCGGAGCCGCUGCUGUGUUGCCGACCAGGGAUGUCGUCGCAGGUGACCCCGCUGCUGGACAAAAUGUUCGCCGCUGGUUGGAGUUGGGGAGCAGGUACUCUUUGGACAAUAGGAUUGGGGAUUUAAGUUUCUAAAAUUGUAGAUUGACCCCAUGAUUCUCAAGACGUUGCAAUUAGGCCCUCUUCUAUAUUGUGCCUCUAAAAUUUUAAUAAAGGCUACAAAUUAAUCUAAUGCAUUGUUUAAACUAAUGAAUUGUGUAAGGGUAAUUAUGUGAUUGAAUUGGAUUAUGGGAUCAUGUCUCCUGGUAUCUAGGAAGGUCUGAGUUAAACUGAAUUCAUAAGGAUUAAGAUUUAGGAUUUAGGCCUGGUGGGGCGAGCUUUGCAUAACUCACAGGUCUUGGGUUAAAAACGUACGUACGGGAGUCAUUAGCCUACCUAGGGAUUCCUUUGUAGGGGCUCCAACCCGCCCAUUGAGGAUUCUCUUUGGGUUUCAUCAAGCGUGGCCUCGGGGGAUCUGUCCGAGUGUCCAUGACUUAGUUAGUCAAAAGGAAACCUUAGCCUAUAGGGUUAAGUGUAGAUGAACAACAGGAACUGAAUAUAAAUAAUUAGUUGAUCAUGGU